Molecule: messenger RNA, 1672 nt
Organism: Hibiscus syriacus
Lineage: Eukaryota; Viridiplantae; Streptophyta; Magnoliopsida; Malvales; Malvaceae
Product: protein ALP1-like
Exons: 1
Coding region: 100-1554 (484 amino acids)
Source: RefSeq, a predicted model, not a curated record
UAAUUUCGUUUUCCUUUCAUAUAUAAAACGCUCAGCUCUGCUAUCCCGAAAGAACGCUUUUUUAAUUUUGUUUUCUUUUUUCUUCACUUUUUGCUUGAAAUGAAUAACGGUGACAAUUACAAGCGGCGCCGGAAGGAUACAUUUCCCGACGAUGCAGAUAGCUGUUCCACCGGCCACGAACCCAAGAAGAAAGAUUUGAAUGGUAUCAUCACUUCGCUGCUGUUGCUUGAAGAGCAAGAAAAGCGAGAUCACGAAGAGCAAAAUGAGGCAUCCAACGAAGAGAAAUCGAUUUUGGAGUCCAAUCACAAGAGAAAAACUCGGACCAUGCUCGAAUUUUAUGCCAAUAUCCAAGAUUACUACUCCGAAAUCGACGAGAACGACCGUGUGAAGCGGAAAAAGUCCCGGGCCAUGGCGGCAUCCGUCGCCGCCGCCGUUAGCCAAACGGAGAACCAAUCACCCAACCAACAAAGCAACCAAUCCGGGACGGGUCAGCAGAGGCGAUUAUGGGUGAAAGACAGAUCCAAGGCUUGGUGGGACGAGUGCAACCGACCCGAUUACCCGGAAGAAGAGUUCAAGAAGGCGUUUAGGAUGAGCAAGUCAACGUUCGAUCUCGUCUGCGAAGAGCUCAACUCCGUUAUCGCCAAAGAAGACACGACGCUACGGACCGCCAUCCCCGUUAAGCAGAGAGUGGCGGUUUGCAUUUGGCGGUUAGCAACGGGCGAACCGUUACGGCUCGUCUCGAAACGGUUCGGUUUGGGCAUCUCAACGUGUCACAAGUUGAUCCUUGAAGUCUGCUCUGCGAUACGCAGCGUUUUGAUGCCCAAGUAUUUACACUGGCCGGACGACGAUUCAUUACGGGAAAUAAAGGAAGAGUUCGAGAACAUGUCGGGGGUACCAAAUGUCGUCGGAUCAAUGUACACGACGCACAUCCCGAUCAUAGCACCCAAGAUAAGCGUGGCGGCGUAUUUCAACAAGAGACACACGGAGCGGAACCAGAAAACCUCGUACUCGAUCACCGUACAAGGCGUCGUCGAUCCCAGGGGAGUUUUCACUGAUGUUUGUAUAGGGUGGCCAGGUUCGAUGAACGACGACCAAGUGCUUGAAAAAUCAGCUCUUUAUCAAAGGGCAAACGGGGGGUUACUGAAAGGAGUUUGGAUCGCUGGGGGUUCAGGGUAUCCCUUAAUGGAUUGGGUUAUGGUUCCUUACACGCAACAACAUUUGACGUGGACGCAACACGCUUUCAAUGAAAAGAUUGGGGAUAUUCAAAAGGUGGCAAAGGAAGCGUUUGGGAGAUUGAAGGGGCGGUGGUGCUGUUUGCAGAAAAGGACAGAGGUUAAGCUGCAGGAUUUGCCUGUCGUACUCGGAGCUUGCUGCGUUUUGCAUAAUAUAUGCGAAAUCAGGGACGAAGGGAUUGACCCGGUCUUGAAAUUCGAGCUUGUUGAUGAUGAAAUGGUCCCUGAAGUUGCUUUGAAAUCGGCGAGUUCCAUGAAAGCUAGAGAUGCCAUUGCUCAUAAUCUUUUACAUCAUGGCCUUGCUGGGACUGCUUUUCUGUAACCACUAUUCUUUCUUCUUUUGAAGGGUUAAGGAUUCAUCUUUUUGCAAUGUAGGAUAACACUGUUGUGGGGAUUAAUUGUAAAUUUGUUUGUAGGGGAUGUGUAAAAUUAUUACUAUA